Chlamydomonas reinhardtii is the source of this 2711-nucleotide messenger RNA. RefSeq lists its product as uncharacterized. NCBI's taxonomy places the organism in Eukaryota, Viridiplantae, Chlorophyta, Chlorophyceae, Chlamydomonadales, Chlamydomonadaceae. The transcript has 3 exons. Bases 103 to 2679 code for a protein of 858 amino acids. The record is from RefSeq and is a predicted model, not a curated record.
CAUUGUCAUCUCAUUCCCCGACAACUGAUUUACGUGUGCACUGGAGGACCGCCUUCGAAGAACUCGGAAGUCCUUCUACGGGACUUCUGUGGCUAGUGCCGCAUGGCCAAAGCUGACGGUGAGGCAGCACCGGCCGAGGAGCCCGUCGCCGAAGCAACCACAGAACAGGCAGAGCCCGCGGUCGAGGGCGGGGGUGCUGAGCCGGAGCCGGCUCAGCCUGAGCCCGCCGACGCGCCCCAGCCAGCCGAGAGCGCAGAAGCUGUGGAACCUGUGGUCAACGAAGAUACAGUUGGCGCCGGCGCGGAGGAGUCAGCCGAAGCAGCUGCUGCAGAGCCUGAGCCCCAGCCAGAGGCAGAGGCAGAGCCCCAGCCAGAGCCACAACCGGAGGCGGAGCCAGAGCCGGAACCGGAGACACAAGGAGACACAGGUGCCGCCGAGGGAGAGGCAGCGGCCGACGACGCCGGUGCAGCCGGCGAGGAGGUCGAGGCUCAGCAGGCAGAGCCUGCCGCGGAGGCAGCGACUGGUGAGGCGGACGCUGAGGCGCUAGCGCAGCAGCAAGCAGCGGCGGAGGCGGAGCUGCAGCGGGAGCUCGAAGAGGCAGCGGCGGCAGCAGCGGCGGAGGCGGCAGGCGAGCAGGCGGCUGACCUGGGCCAACAAGACCCGCAGCAGCUAGACGAGCUUGCAGCAGCAGUCGGCGGUGCAGAAGGCGAGGGUGAGGCUGGGGCGGCUGACGCGGCAGACGCGGACGCGGCGGCGGCAGCGGCAGUAGAGGGCACAGCAGAGGGUGAGGCCGGCGCGGAGGCGCUAGACCAGGCAGAGGAAGAGGCGGCCGGCUUUGCAGGAGCAUCGGGCGGGGGUGAGCUAGCAGAGGGCGCUGGAGAGGACCUUGGCAAGCACCACAACCACAACCCGCAUCACCACCCGGAGGGUGAGGAGCAGGGCUCCGGUGUGGAGUCCAGAGAGGGCGAGGCGGAGGGCGGGCACCAGGAGGGUGACGACGCAGCCGGCGGCGACUACUCGGCCGGCGCGGGCGGUUACGGGGAGGAGGUCGAGCAAGGCAGCCCCGCUCGCCACAACCAAGGCGAUUACGGCAGUCCCGAACACCAGCACCAACACCACCAGCACCAACACCACUACCCCCACCAAGACUCGUUAGACGAAAUGGGUGCGGAGCAUAACAACGACAACGAUCGCCGUGCGAGCGGCGUUGGCGCCAGCGGCGCAGCGGCGGCCGCCGCCGCCGCCGCCGACAGCGAGCUCCUCCUCGAGGCGGAGCGUGAGCGGCACGCACAGCAGCUGCAGAUGGAGGUGCGGGCUCGUGAGGAGCUUGAAGACAUGAUCCUGCGUAUAGAGAAGCAUUUCAAGGCGGAGCAGGGCGCGCGCAAGAAGGCGGAGGAGCUGCUGCAGGCCGCCAUUGCGGCGGAGCUGGAGGCCAAGAACAAGCUGGAGGACGUGCUGAAGCGCCGGCGGGAGGAGCAGCGUGCGGUGGAGGAGGAGCGCGCCGCCAUCAAGCGGGAGCGCAACGCACUGGAGAACAUGCGGCAGGACUUUGAGGCCGAGCUGCAGGCGGCCCGCAGCGAGGUGGGCAAGGCGCAGGAGGCGCUAGCCGCCAGCGAGGACCGCAUUCGCUCCGCCGAGGCUGUCGACCGCGCGCGGCUCGAGUCCGAGUACCAAGCCAAAAUCAACGCGCUGCAAGAAGAGAUCGGCCGGCUGCGAGACGAGCUGAUGUACCGCACGCAACUCAUGACGCACGAGAUGACGCGCUGGCAGCAGCAGGCGCACCUCACCGCCGCGGCCGUCAUGGACGCGAAGAACGAGGUGUUGGAGCGCAAGCGCGAGCUGGACUCGACAAAGGAGAAGAUGGACCGGCUGCUGGACAAGCUGUAUGUGGGCCGGGAGCGCGGCAUGGAGCUGCAGGGCUCCAUCGCGGCGGCGCAGAGCUUUGCGCAUCACGCGGCGGGCGGGCACGGCCACCACGGCGGGCACGGCGGCGGCCUAGCCAGCAUGGCUGGGCUGAUGCCACCCCACAUGCUUAUGGCACAGGCAGGCCGCGGGCCCAUGAUGCUGCCGCCACCCGGCGAGAUGGUUGGCGGCGGCCAUGGCGGCGGCGGCGGCGGCGGCAGCAAUAUCCCUAAGCUCCCGCCGGUGGCGGGCCGGCCGCCGCUGUUCAGCGGCAUCCCGCCGCCGCCUCGCAGUGGCGGCGGGCCGCUGGGGCGGCGCAGCGCGCCCGGCACCAACUACGACGGCGCGGGCGGCAGCCCCGGCCUGGGCUCGGUGGGUAUGCCCGGCGGCAUGAUGGGUGGGAUGGGCAUGGGUGGGAUGAUGGGCAUGGGUGGGAUGAUGAUGGGGGGGCCGGCGGGGAUGCUGCCGCACGGCGGCGGGCUGGGCGGGCAGCAGUCCAGCUUCAUGAGCCACGGCGGCGGCAUGGGCUCUCCGGGAGGCAUGAUGAUGGGAGAUCCGGGCUCAGUGGACCCCUACGCCCAGGUGCAAUCCAAGUUUGCGCAGCCCACGGAGGCGGGCCUAGCCAAGGAGGCAGCGGCGAGGAAGCAUCGGGCGGCGGGCGGCGGCGGUGGCGGCGGCGGCGGGGCGGGGGCCAAGGGGAAGAAGCCUCUGGACCGGUUUGAGGAGAGCAAGCGGGACGAGGCGCGGCUGGCGGCCAUGGCGAAGCGGUGGGGCUAAGGGCUCGGAGGGGUUGAAGGAGGAGGACGUGG